This is a messenger RNA of Mya arenaria, 2538 nucleotides long. Its product is annotated as ankyrin-3-like. The record is from RefSeq and is a predicted model, not a curated record. Bases 18 to 2396 code for a protein of 792 amino acids. Gene Ontology annotation, molecular function: protein binding. The transcript is spliced from 18 exons. Gene Ontology annotation, cellular component: cytoplasm. NCBI's taxonomy places the organism in Eukaryota, Metazoa, Mollusca, Bivalvia, Myida, Myidae.
UACCGAAAGAGGGGACGAUGUUGUCAAUGGAAGAUAUGGAAGAAACAGAAAUAGACAAUAAACAGAAAGCUUCAACGAGCAUGGCUAAGCACAGCCCACGAAUACGCUCUCCCAGGAUACAUCCUGAACCUGAAGCAACGAAUGGCAUUUCCGAACGCCAGUCUUUACCGCAUAAACCAUCGACCAUGUUCACACGUGUUGAUUCAUCUCUAUCAAAGCAAUCCUUGCGGAGUUUGAACCGCACAGAUCCUACGCAAAAGAAUUCUGAAAAUUCGAAAAGGUGUGACUCUCCGCAAAAGGAUACUGGGAGUUCAAAAGAAGAUCGAUCAUCAUCAAAGUAUCAGAACCAGUUAUUUGAGUGCGCAAAGAAAGGUGAUGUUGAAGGAAUUAAGAAAGUAUUGAACUCCAAUAACGAAGACGAUGCGGAGACUGAUGCAGAAUCGGAUUCCGAUAAAGUUGACGUUAACUUUCAAGACCAAAACGGUUUGACGGCUCUCCAUUAUGCAGCAAGGGAAUAUCACCAUGCAGCCGUCCAACUUUUGUUGGAAAACAAAGCAGAAGUCAACAUGAAAUCUGGAAGCCAUUUGACUUCGCUUAUGUAUGCUUGCAAGAAUGAACCUAUGUCUUAUACUGAUCAUCAACGUCUUCUAAGUGACAUUGACGAACAAGGCAAAAACAGAAAAGAUAUGGUUGAAUUUUUUCUUCAAAACAAUGCAGAAUUGGAUGAUAUAGAUGGAAAUAAGCGCACCCCUCUUCACAUUGCUGCAAUUAAGGGCAACGUCGAGGCAGCGAAACUGCUGUUGACCUCUAAGAAAAAUGGUGUAGAUUGCGAAGACGGAGAUGGAAACACGCCGCUUAUGCUUGCAUCCAAAUAUGGGAAUGAAGAACUAAUAGAUUUUCUGAUCGACAAAUAUAAAUGCAAUAUAAAUUAUCAGAAUGAAGAUGGAAUGACCGCACUUCACUAUGCUGCUCUGUAUGGGAAGGAAAAUGCUGUUAAAAAGCUUCUUCAACAUGACGCAAUCAAUUUGAACAACACAUUAAAGAAAAGUGCAUUUCAUUUGGCAUGUGAAAACAACAAUAUAAAAUGCGCGAAAAAACUUCGAUUAGGGAAGUGUGCAAAAGAUACACCGGAUGAAAACGGAUUUACUCCAUUCAUGCACGCAGUCGCUAAAGGUUUCGCUGAAAUUGUACAAGACUUGAUGAACUCUGGUGACAUUGAUCCAUGUGUAAAGCUUGCAGAUGGAAGGAAUGUGUUACACAUUGUUGCCGAAAGAAACAAAUUAGCCGUUCUUAAGAUUCUAUUAGACAAACAAUCCAAUGACCUUGCAGUAAAGAGGGAAAAGACUGGCCUGAUGUCUUCUAUAAACGAAAUUCAGAAGUUACUGAAAGCUACGGAUAACAACAAAAUGACCCCCCUGCACACAGCCAGUCAAUUUGGAAACGUAAAAGUUUUUGAAUUUCUCCUAAAAUAUGGUGCGAAACCUAUUGCCCUAGACUCGGAAAAGAAAACACCCCUGCAUAUCGCAAGUGAAAAAGGAUUUACAAGUAUAAUAGAAAACAUGGUGACGAAAAACCGUGAUCUUCUGUACGAGAAAGACGAGAAGGGUGACACUGUGUAUCAUUUAGCGGCAAGGGAAGGACACGAUAGAUUGCUCGAUGUCCUACUGCGGGAGGAUAAAGAAAACAAAAUAAGUAAAAGUCCCGAAAGCGAGAAUAAUGACGGGUGUACGCCGCUUUGGGUUGCGGCCGACUCUGGACAUCUGAAAUGCGUCGAGCAUUUGUCUACUCGAACCGUUUUAAUUGAAAAAGUGAACAAAAGCAAGCUUACACCUCUGAUGGUAGCCAGCCAAAAAGGACAUGCUGAUGUUGUGGAAUACUUGAUAAACAAAAAUGCCAACGUUUCUGCAUUGGACGAAAAUGACCACAAUUGCUUAGAAAUCGCUAUACGCAAACAUCAUGAGUCUGUUGCAAUGACAAUUAUUAAAUCCGACCAGUGGGAGAAAGCCCUAAGAAAUUACACAAAUGACGACGAUGGCAUGGAAUGUACGCCGUUAAGAAAACUGAUUCGUCAUAUGCCAGAUUGUGCAAAGGCAGUUUUGGAUAAUUGUAUGUGUUCAUCCGCGGAGAAAAAAAAAACAUCGAUGGAGAAGAAACAGAUAAAGCAAAGAUAUCACCUGACAAACAUGACGAGAAAGAAAAACGUACAAAAUACUUGGCUCGAUUCAACUUCGAGUUUAUUGACGAUCUAUAUUUCAUCAAAGAAUGGGAAGAUCAAAAAGGUGUCCGAGAGCGGGAGGAGAAGCCAACAAAGACACAGUACAGCUAUAAGAAGAAAAAGGAUUCACCCGAGGCUUAUGAAAAUGAUUCUGAUAAAUUCAAAGUUCAACAUCCUAUGAUGAUGAUGUCUGAAGCCGGACAGUUGAAUCUACUCGUCCAUCCAGUGGUAAAGGGCCUGCGUCAGCAUAAAUGGGACAAAUUCGCAAGAAGUUUUUACUACGUCUUCUUCGUCGUUUAUGCGGUUUACUUAUCGUUCUUGAC